Messenger RNA from Peromyscus maniculatus bairdii (prairie deer mouse), 1790 nucleotides. RefSeq names its product tRNA-histidine guanylyltransferase 1 like (gene Thg1l). Gene Ontology annotation, molecular function: magnesium ion binding; tRNA guanylyltransferase activity. Gene Ontology annotation, biological process: tRNA modification. The record is from RefSeq and is a predicted model, not a curated record. Lineage: Eukaryota; Metazoa; Chordata; Mammalia; Rodentia; Cricetidae.
GUUGAUAGUCUAUCCCUUUCUCAUUGUCAGCUUCCUAUUACACGGACUGACUGCACUAUAGUCAGUGGGAGAGAGACAAAGUAAACCGAUGGGGACUUAGUUUCAAUAAAGUGUUACGUUAUUGCUAGUUACUAUUAUUUUCUAACUGUGUAAGUCCAUAUAGCUAUAUGUGUACCAAGCACUUAAUAAGAGCCAGGCAUAAUUACAUCUUGAUCUCCUAAUCAUCAGGACUAUGAUUAAUGAUAUGAUUAAUCAUCAGGACAUAAGGUUUGCUGAGAAGCACAACUUUGCAAAACCUAACGACAGUCGGGCUCUCAAUCUGAUGACCAAAUGUGCCCAGACAGUAAUGGAGGAGCUGGAGGACAUUGUGAUUGCAUAUGGACAGAGUGAUGAGUAUAGCUUUGUGUUCAGGCAGAAAAGCAAUUGGUUUAAAAGAAGAGCCAGUAAGUUCAUGACUCUCGUGGCCUCCCAGUUCGCCUCCAGUUAUGUGUUUUAUUGGCCGGAUUACUUUGAGGACCAGCCCCUUCUGUAUCCCCCAGGAUUUGAUGGAAGAGUCGUGUUGUAUCCUAGCAACCAGACCUUGAAGGACUACCUCAGUUGGCGGCAGGCAGACUGUCACAUCAAUAAUCUUUAUAAUACAGUUUUCUGGGCCCUUAUCCAGCAGUCUGGACUAACACCAGUCCAAGCCCAGGAGAGAUUAAAGGGAACUGUGACAGCAGACAAGAAUGAGAUCCUGUUCUCUGAGUUCCACAUCAACUACAAUGACGAGCCACAGAUGUACAGGAAAGGGACAGUGUUGGUGUGGCAAAAGGUGGAUGAAGUCAAGACACAAGAAAUUAGGCUGCCAGAAGAAAUGGAGGGGAAAAAGAUGACCAUAACCCGGACCAGAACCAGGCCGCUGCCCUUGUACUGCGACCUCAUUGGGGAUGCUUUCUGGAAGGAACACCCGGACAUUCUGGAGGAAGGGAACUGACCCAGCACCCUGCAGUUCUGCUCUGCUCACCCAUGCAGGGCUCCCUGAGUCUCCCCUCCUUAGGUGGCUCGAGCAUGCCUAGCCCCAAGAAUACUGGAGGGAGUGACGUGGCUGGAGUUGGGUGGAGACAGAAAAAGAAGCAGUGGACGGGGCGGUGUAUCUUACUGUGCUUAAGCAGAAUACCUUUUUUUUUUUUAACGGUGUUAGAACAUGACUUCUUUGGCUCUUUUCAAAAUCAUGAUCCUAUUUUUAUAAAAGAACUAUUCAUGCUUUGCUGGCGGAGUCAUUUUUAGCUGUGGUAUAAGCCUUACAAAAACCUGUCGCCUCUUUUCACCUCUGAAAGAAGAGGAGCCCAAACUUUACCCUCACCCACCUUUCUUAACUAGAGAAUGUGGUGACUGAAAAAUCCCACUUCUGACAGCCAAGUACUUGCGCUCAUCUUUGGCAUGAAGUUAAAUAUGGGUUCCUGCCUGCACGAUGCCUCCAGAUUGAGGAAUCCCAGGGAACACUUGGGGCUUUGUGCCAGUUCCUCAGGGUGGCAGCUCCAGCCGAACAAAGGAGGAGUGGUUUGGGUGCCCUGCACCGUGCCAGGGUUGAUUUUUCUGCAACUGUUAGCAUGAUCAUCAUCAUCUCCGACCAGGGACAUAGUUUCCAAUCACUUAACUCUUCUGAAGAAAAGGUAUUUUGGGGAGCUAUAUGUGUGUGUAUGAGUGAGGAUGGAGAAACAGCUACUCCAUGGACACCGGAAGUACUUCAGUUGGAAAAGCUGACUUUGGGUUAGACUUCUGGGCAAGCAUUUUCAAAUAGCCUCAAUGUA